Molecule: messenger RNA, 282 nt
Organism: Akanthomyces muscarius
Lineage: Eukaryota; Fungi; Ascomycota; Sordariomycetes; Hypocreales; Cordycipitaceae
Exons: 2
Coding region: 1-282 (93 amino acids)
Biological process (GO): DNA-templated transcription
Molecular function (GO): nucleic acid binding; zinc ion binding
Source: RefSeq, a predicted model, not a curated record
AUGGAUAAUAGCCAAAAUAACGACCAGCAUGGAGCGGCAGAGGAGCAGCUCGAAAGACAGCAGGCGAUGGCCCUGGUUGGAGUGCCAAUGCCGACGCUGACCAUCAGCAACACCCUAGGAUGCCUCAAAUGCGACAAGACGAACACCGUCAGCUACGUCCAGUUCCAGACGAGAAGCGCCGAAGAGCCAAGAACGACAAGUUGCGAAUGCGGGAAUUGUGGCCACCGCUGGAAGUUUUCGUCACGUCCGGGCGCACCAGAAGUGAAUAUAGACAGCACUUAG